Molecule: messenger RNA, 1521 nt
Organism: Panonychus citri (citrus red mite)
Lineage: Eukaryota; Metazoa; Arthropoda; Arachnida; Trombidiformes; Tetranychidae
Gene: BckdhA
Product: 2-oxoisovalerate dehydrogenase subunit alpha, mitochondrial-like
Exons: 4
Coding region: 1-1344 (447 amino acids)
Biological process (GO): branched-chain amino acid catabolic process
Molecular function (GO): oxidoreductase activity, acting on the aldehyde or oxo group of donors, disulfide as acceptor
Source: RefSeq, a predicted model, not a curated record
AUGAUGUUCACAAGUAGAUUAGUGAUUAAUCAGUAUCGUUAUGGUUUCGCUAAAUUGUUUCGUGGUCUUUGUAGUCCAUCGGGAUCUUCAUCAACACAAACAACUGUUGGUUCAAUUGAUUUAAAACUUGACGAUUUAGAGGAGAAACCAGCGUUUCCGGGAUCCCGAUCGAAAUGGACUAGUACCUUGUCGUUUAUCCGAAGUGAAAAUUACGAAGGUAUUCCUGUUUAUCGGGUGAUGGACCGAGAGGGUAAAAUAAUUGAGACUGAUGGAGAUCCAAAUUUAGGCCAAGAAAUGAUAACAAAACUUUACAAAGGAAUGACUCUGUUAAAUACUAUGGAUCGUGUUUUGUAUGAGUCUCAACGUCAAGGUCGCAUUUCCUUUUACAUGACAAGCUACGGGGAAGAGGGAACUCACUUUGGAUCCAGUGCCGCUCUUCGGGACGAUGAUCUUAUUUUUGGACAAUACAGAGAAGCAGGUGUUCUUAUGUGGAGAGGAUUCAAACUUGACCAGUUCAUGUCCCAAUGUUAUGGUAACAUUGAGGAUCUUGGUAAGGGAAGACAAAUGCCCGUUCAUUAUGGAUCACGGGAUUUGAAAUUCGUUACAAUUUCAUCGACCCUUGCCACUCAAAUGCCACAAGCCGUGGGUGCUGCUUAUUUCCUCAAAAGACAAGGAACCGGGCGAAUUGUCAUCUGCUAUUUUGGUGAAGGUGCUUCAUCAGAAGGCGACGCUCACGCUGCUCUUAAUUUUGCCGCGACCUUAGAUUGUCCCAUCAUAUUUUUCUGUCGUAACAAUGGUUAUGCCAUUUCAACGCCAACAGUUGAACAAUAUCGUGGUGACGGAAUCGCUGGUCGAGGUCCUGGUUACGGUAUGGCAACUUUAAGAGUUGAUGGUAAUGAUACACUGGCCGUUUAUAAAGCUACUGCUGCCGCUCGACGAAUUGCUCUUGAAGAGUCCAAACCUGUGCUAAUUGAAGCGAUGACCUAUCGAAUUGGUCAUCAUUCAACCUCCGAUGAUUCAACGGCUUAUCGAAGUGUUGAUGAGGUUCGAUUCUGGCAUCAAAAGGAUCAUCCAAUUUCUCGCCUACGAAAGUAUAUGGAACAACGAAAUUGGUGGAACGAUGAAUCAGAGAAAAAUUGGAAAGAGGAAUCAAAGAGACAAGUGAUGCAGGCCUUUGUUACCGCCGAGAAAAAGGCCAAGCCCCAUGUCAAGGAAAUGUUUAACGACGUUUACGAUGAAAUUCCCGACCAUUUAACCGAACAAUAUGAAUCAUUGAUGGAACACCUUAAACAUUAUGGUGAACAUUAUCCUCUGAAAAAAUUCCAAGGGAUGGAAGAUUCUUGAUUUCGUAUUAACAUCAAUUCAUACAAGUCAUUUAAUCGCUGAGAAAUUUAUUUAAGAGUAAAAUUUAUUGAUUUGAUUUCGCUGAAACUGUAAAUUUGAAAAUUCAGCCAAAUCAGAGGUGCCAAAAGGAUCAACAAUAAUUUCAUACGGAUUGAUUAAAAUUUUCUUAUUCCAUAA